Messenger RNA from Scylla paramamosain (green mud crab), 2846 nucleotides. It is a transcript of the gene Las, whose product is annotated as lipoyl synthase, mitochondrial-like. The transcript has 9 exons. Lineage: Eukaryota; Metazoa; Arthropoda; Malacostraca; Decapoda; Portunidae. Gene Ontology annotation, biological process: lipoate biosynthetic process. Gene Ontology annotation, cellular component: mitochondrion. The record is from RefSeq and is a predicted model, not a curated record. Gene Ontology annotation, molecular function: lipoate synthase activity; 4 iron, 4 sulfur cluster binding. The coding region runs from base 220 to 1335 and encodes 371 amino acids.
CAACACAAUAGUACAGCUAGAACUGAUCUAGAAGUCACCAACAAAACCGAAAUUUCAAUAUGAAUAUUUGAUGCACAACACGUAGGAUUCCAAGAAAACUUGUGGCCCUGAAUAACAAAAUUAUCUGAUGCGUCGUGCACCAGAGUUAUCAAUAGUGCGCACACUAUAAGCGGCACGACAACACAGUUCUCUACUUCCAUCAAGAAGUCAUCACAAAUUAUGUCCAUCGGGUACCACAGCAUGCUUUUUAAUAAGGCAUUGAGGCCAGCAUGGGUAGUUGGCUGGAGACCUGCCAGCAGUCUUUCUCGGGAGAAGAAGAAGAAGGUUGCUGAGGGACCUUCUCUGAGUGACUUCAUAUCAGGCGAGGUGACAAAGGACACCAGUUGGGAAGACUACACUGGCAAAUUGCGCAGGGAGGCUGGAGAGUCUGCACGGCUGCGUCUCCCACCCUGGCUCAAGAGGGAGAUCCCCGUUGGCAAGAAUUACAGCAAGCUCAAGGCAGAUCUCCGAGGCCUCAACUUACAUACUGUCUGUGAGGAGGCACGUUGUCCCAACAUUGGAGAGUGCUGGGGUGGAAAUGAUGAUACUGUGUCAACAGCAACAAUCAUGCUGAUGGGUGACACAUGUACCAGAGGGUGCCGCUUCUGUUCAGUUAAAACAGCACGCAAGCCACCACCCCUGGACCCCAAUGAGCCCUUGAACACUGCCACUGCCAUUGCUGAGUGGGGCCUGGACUAUGUGGUCCUCACCUCUGUGGACAGAGAUGACGUUCCUGAUGGUGGUUCAUCUCAUUUUGCCGAGACAGUGAAGGAGCUAAAGAGACAGAACUCUUCCAUACUGGUGGAGUGUUUAGUGCCUGACUUUGGUGGCAACAAGGAAAGUGUGGCCACUAUUGCCUCCUCCGGCCUUGAUGUGUUUGCCCACAACAUUGAGACAGUGGAGUCCCUCACCCCCCGAGUACGUGACCCCCGUGCCAAAUACAGGCAGUCACUGAAGGUUCUGGAGGAUGCCAAGGCAGUGAAGGAGGAUCUGGUGACUAAGUCAUCCAUCAUGCUUGGCCUUGGAGAGACAGAUGAAGAGGUGUUACAGACCAUGAAAGACCUCCGCAGUGCUGGUGUGGACUGCCUGACACUCGGCCAGUACAUGCAGCCCACCAAGAGGCACUUACGAGUGGCUGAGUAUGUCACUCCUGGCAAGUUCCAAGAGUGGCAGGAGAUGGGAGAAAGUCUGGGAUUUGCCUACACUGCUAGUGGCCCUCUAGUGCGCUCCUCCUAUAGGGCUGGUGAACUGUUCCUGAAGAGUCUGUUGCAGGAGAGGAAGCAGAAGGGGACUUAAGUGAGUAUGCUUUGCCAGCAUGGAGAAAAUGAUGGAUUAGGGUGUGAGUCCUAAGCUGAAGGUUGGUAACAUUGUAAGUCAUCAUUUUUUUUUUUUUUAUUCAUUAUUUGUAAUUUCUGAAGAUACGUCAGUUAUAGAACAUAAAGGCCAUCAUGAGGGUACCCAUGUGUACUUGUUAGAACCAUUAGUAAAUGGUAUAUGUAAAUAAGUCCAGCUCAUCAUAUAUAUAUAUAUAUAUAUAUAUAUAUAUAUAUAUAUGCUGACUGCCAUCAGAGAAUGAUAAAAGAGGUGGUUCCCCCUCCUACAUGCACACUAUACAGAGUUGUAUAAUAAGUUCUGUACAUAUUGAUGCAGACUUCAUGUUACAUUAGAAUUCAUGCACCACAGCUUUGUAAAUGUAUAAAUUAAUGACCUCUGCUGAUAGUUCAAGUGUGUUCCUUAUCUAUUACAUUUGUGUUAUUAGUACUUUUAUUUUUAUUCCCUUUCUAUAGUUACUCCUGCAUUCUGCUUUUCUCGUAAGAUGCCAUGUUUUGGGAGUAGCUUCUUCAUCCAUCUAUCUAUCUGGAUACCAGGUUGGCAUCUCCAUUAAGGGAGGGUGAACUGAGACUGAGCCAUGUCUAUAGGAAAUGGUCAUUCUAUGAAAAAAACAAUUUUUUUUUUCUAUUGAGCUGCUGAUUUUGUGGGCAGGUGACAGGAACACAAGGUGUCAUCCAGAAAGAGGAUUGGGCAUGUGCUAAGCUGCUUACUACUUGUGUUAUCAGUUUUUUUUUCAUCCCAUUUUGUACAUUUUAAAUGUAAAUGAUAUGAGGGAGUGCAUGGGUGCAUCUGGCAGGGUCCAGCGGUGUAUGGACACAGUUAUGAUGCAGGUGUGGGGCACCCUGUAGGAAGUACUCUGCAUCUGCUGUGAUCUAAAAGAAUUGGAGUAGGUGUGAAGUAGAGAAUAGUUUCAUUAUGAAGGGGCAAGGGUAAACCAGUGUAUACUGUCAGGCCUUGCUGUGGAAAUAUAAUGCCAGGUGUGUUAUGGCCAAGCUCCUGGGGUGUAGUGAAGUGCUCCAUGAGAGUGUCCUUUUUCUUUAGGGGCCAAUGGGGCUAAGAGUGUGAAUGAUGUGUGUAUGAGUGGGCAGGUCGAGACAGAUAGAUGUUGAGCUGAAAAUUUGUUCAUGUAGUGAAAGUAUGAUACAAUCUUAGGAUUAUGUGAUAUUGCUUUGUCCCUUGUUGAAUUUAUGUCAAAGAUACAAUAUAAAGCUUAGUAUCAGUGAUCUUAUGGAUGUAUCCAAAAACAUUCAGGAGUUACCUAAGUGACCAUGUGUAUGAUGUAAUGAAAUUAUAUACAUGAUUAUUUACUGUUUUUGGAUAUUUUGUGGAAUUAACACGGUUUAUUUAAUUUAUUAAAGAUGCUUUGUAUGGGCCAUCUUGUAUGGGACUGUUGACCUGAUAUGUAGAUAGGUAAGUGUAAAUAUGUGUCUUUGUUGUGCCUAAUAUUCAAAUAUAUAUUUUCAUCCUAUAAGAAA